AUGGACCAAGUCAAAUACACAGGAGAGCGAAUGCACACAGAGGACAUGGGCUCGAAACAUUUGACCCAGGAGACAGUGAAAAAGCUGAUCAACCACUCACAGGAGGCAAAGAAGCAAGCGUACUGCCCUUACAGCAAAUUCAGAGUGGGAGCAGCUCUCCUGACCGCUGACAACUGCCUGUUUACUGGAUGCAAUGUGGAGAAUGCAUGUUACAACCUGGGCAUAUGUGCUGAGAGGAACGCCAUUUCAAAAGCAGUGUCUGAAGGCUGCACAACAUUCAAGGCUAUUGCAAUCGCCAGUGAUAUGAGUGACCAAUUCAUCUCUCCGUGCGGUGGCUGCAGGCAGUUCAUGAGAGAGUUUGGACCCAACUGGGAUGUUUACCUGUCAAAGCCUGAUGGGUCGUACAUGAAGAUGAGCGUCAAUCAGCUGCUGCCGGUCUCAUUUGGUCCUGAAGACCUCGACAUGAAAAAAGUACUGGACAACUCCAACAAGUACUGAAAUCCCAGUCCACUGUCACAAACUAACCAUAGUGCAACUGUUAGUAUAUUGAAAUUCUGUACAACAGGCUCAGCACUACAAUUCCAAAAAUUUCUUUGUAUUUUAUAGUAUCUUAUGUAAUGAUGGAAAAGGUAUGCAUAAAUGUGUUAAUUCCUCAUUAAAAUAGUUUCACAGCUAUUGAUACUGGUUGAUUCAAUGUACAUUAAUUCAUAUUGUAUUUACCUGAAUAAAUACACAGAAUCAUGCAUAUGACAAAAAACAUUUAUUAGGUGAAUGGAAGGAAAUGACAUCAAAAUAGUAUGUGCAGUGUACUUAAAUAAACUUUUAAAACAACCUCUCAAAGUUGAAUAUCAUCAAAUUCCAUAAAAUAUUACUUCAGCAGCAAAUUUUUUAUUUCAUUAUAGAAUUAUAAAAGAUGAAGGUAAAACUACAAGUUGCCAGUGCAAGCUCAUUAAACCCUUAUUUGUGGUAGUCUUCCAUAUUUCAUGCAUUUUAAAUAAAAAUAAAAUAACUGGAUUUAAGGUUCAGGCCUCAAAAUGUCAACUAGUUUAAUUACUUCUGUCGGCUGUGUCUGCCUCUCAUGAAUGCGUGUCAUGCAGAUCAGAUUUUGAAUUUAUUUUCAAGUAUGUGUUACCACAGCUAGGUCAUUAACAUACAUGAUUAACCAUGUAAUGGCUGCUAUAAUUAAUAAAUUCAAUGCACUUGUGCCAAAGGCCUUGUUCAGAUGUGGCAUUAGUACUUGUAUGUGAAUUGAAAAAAGUAAAACAAAUCACAUCUGGUGGUUCAUUAAUAACCACUUGAUGAUUUAUUCUAUAUUGUACUUUUGCACUGAAUAAUCCAUGGACUAAUACUCUUUAUCCUCAUUAGUAAGACAAUUGAGUGUAAACAAUGAUGAGAAUGCACUAGUUGGACUAGUUCUUGAAUUUUUUUUUCCUAAAGCGUUUUCUACUGUACCCUGAUUCUUCCAUUUUUUCCUCUUACAUAUAGUUUAAUUGAAUAAUUAUUCAAGUACUGUUUUUUUUAAAUGUUCUAUAUUUAGCCACAGUAUCAAUGUUCAAACUGCCCAACGUCACAAUGGCUUACAAUAAUGCUUUUAAGAAAAAAAAAACAACUAUCGUUAUGGUUUUCUCCCGGUACUCCGGUUAUAUCCCAUAUUCCGAAAACAUGGAUGGUGGAUUAAUUGAAGACUCUAAAUUGACUAAAGGUGUGAAUGUGAGUGCAGUGUGUCUAUAUGUACCCUGCAAUUGGUAGCCAACCAGUUAAGGGUGUACCCUGCCUCUUUACAGCUGGGAUCGGCUCCAGCACACCCAUGACCCUAGUGAAGAUAAGUGGUGCAGAAAAUGGAUGGAUGUAUGGAUGGUAGUACCGGUAGCAUGCAGUUACCAAUCAGUGCUCUGUUUUGUGUCACUAGUGGCAAAUAGCUAUUCUAUUAUUGGGCUCCGUUGUCUUACUCGUGAGGACAAGGAGUGUCCGAAACGGAUAUGGGUUAAAUGCUUGCCAUGGUAGCAGGAGGUUUUUCACUUAACUUCUUCCACUAAUUGGGACGAUUCACCCCCCCACCCCCU
Syngnathoides biaculeatus (alligator pipefish) is the source of this 2063-nucleotide messenger RNA. It is a transcript of the gene cdab, whose product is annotated as cytidine deaminase b. The record is from RefSeq and is a predicted model, not a curated record. The transcript is spliced from 4 exons. Gene Ontology annotation, cellular component: cytosol. Gene Ontology annotation, molecular function: cytidine deaminase activity; zinc ion binding. Bases 1 to 498 code for a protein of 165 amino acids. Lineage: Eukaryota; Metazoa; Chordata; Actinopteri; Syngnathiformes; Syngnathidae.